This is a messenger RNA of Coccomyxa subellipsoidea C-169, 3153 nucleotides long. RefSeq lists its product as hypothetical. The coding region runs from base 1 to 3153 and encodes 1050 amino acids. Lineage: Eukaryota; Viridiplantae; Chlorophyta; Trebouxiophyceae; Coccomyxaceae. The transcript is spliced from 14 exons. The record is from RefSeq and is a predicted model, not a curated record.
AUGAUUGCGCAGGUGAAAGAUACAAAAUCAAAGAAGGGAGGAUAUGGGUUGAACUACGACGAGCAAGCUAAGCUUGCUGCAGAGGAGUUCGCCAAGAAGAGGACACAAAGGUUGUUGCAGGUGAGGGAGCAGGAGAAGCAGUUUGCCAGAUCGAAUCGCCAGGCGUAUGAGGAGAGGCUGGCGCAGCACCGCAAGAAGCUCUAUCUGGAGCUGCUGCAGAAGUGGGACAAGCAGCACCAGCAGGAGCUGCAAAGCCUGCAAGACGCCCACCAGAGAGCCCUGCAUGCAGCUUCUGCAGCACAGGAAGAAGCCGAGGAGGCAGCGGAGGCAGCACGGCGGGCCGAGGUGGCUGCCGACGCUCGCAGUGCCAUUCAGGCUGACCAGGCAGCCAAGCGCUUUGCUGAGGCCGCGCACCACGCCCGGAUGGAGCGAGACAUUCUGGCGCGGGAGCGUGACAGGCGCGUGGCAUGGCUGCAGCAAGCCAGGAGCGCUGAGAAGGCCAGGGCCAUGGAGCAGGUGGUGAAGCAGCAGGAGGCGCAGAGGCGCGCAGCUGAGGAGGCCCGGGAGCGUCUGCGGCGCAGGGGGCGCGACGCCGAAUACGAUUUUCGCUUCACACGCUUCCACGAGACCGGCCUCGAGCAGCCACCGGCCCCCGACCUGCCUGACGGCGCGCCCUCCGCUGCCGACUCCGCUGAGCUGGCGGCCAGGAAGGCAGCCCGGGAAGAGGAGCGCCAACAAGCUGCCGAGGAGCGCGGCCGGGCAGCGCUGCACAGGCUGCGAAUGGAGCGUGCGGCCAAACAGCUGACUGCGCAGCUGGACUCCGAGUUGCAAUUCAGGCGCUCUGCCGCCGCCUCUGCCACCGCCGCCUCGUCGCCGCUGGCUGCACUCCAGCCUCACAGGGAUCCAGAUGAACGGCGGUGCCAAGUGGCGGCGAACCGAGGCUAUGAGCCUCAACAACUUGGCACCUACCUUGACAUGUCUGUCCCGCAGCCACGGGUGGCGCCAGACUUUUCCGCGCUGCCCCGAGCCACGUGGCUCCAGCCAACACCUUGGCCAGCAGAGGCGCAGAGCCAUCACCAACCCCGGGAACCGGUGGCGCAGACAGCGGUCAGCAGAGUGGGUGAAGGAAUACAAGAGAGGGCGCGCCGUGCAGACAAGACGACGCAGUGCUGCGUGGACAGGCAGACGCAGACGGAGUCGCCCGAGCCACGCAGGCAGCCGGCCUGCAGGGUCCCCCGGCCCCACUCGCUGACUCAGCGCCAACUCAGCGCCCAUUCAGCGCUGCCGGCCGCCGCACACAGUGCCCCUGCAGCCGCCACAGAGCGCUCCCUUGCACCUGCACAGCCAGCAGCGGCAGCGCACUACCAAUUGCGGCAGGAGGCAACACCCCCGCUCAAUGCAGAUCUUGCGCAAUGUGCCGCAGAAGCAGCGGCCGCGAGCGCUCAGCGGGCGAGCGAGGGCUCCAGGUCAGCGCGGCCAAUGAUUGCGCCGGCUGCGCAUAAGACACGCUCGAUACUGGCCUCGCCAAAUUUGCCUGCAGCGACUGGGCAGCAAGGGCACGCUGGCACGCAGAACUCGGCAGACCUCCGCGAGGCGCAGCAGCCGAUGCUGCCGCCGGCAGGUGAUAUGGUGCGCACGCUGCCCGGCGAGCUGUCCGACUCCUGCUGCAGCAGCCGUGCCGGCAGCGAGGCCGGCUUCCCCCUUGACCCACCCCUCCACCACAUUCCUGUCGACAAGGGACUCGCAGGCAACCCUCCCCUUCAGGCGCUGCCGCCCGAGCAUCCACGCACGGCCGCAGUGAAUGGGCCCGGACCUGAUCUGCAAUGGAUGAGGGAUAGCGGGGACAAUGCUGAGUGGGUAGAGGCGCGAGUGGGUCAAGUGCCAGAUCAGGCGCUGGAAAGGGACGGCGCUGCAGAGAGGGGAGCCAGUGCUUUGGCGGACGCGUCCUGUACCAUAUCUGUCGCCGGGAUGGGCGGCGGGACGGGUGAUUUUGGUCGUGUGCCAGCCGACAAGGGUGCAGCCGGCGCGGAAAAAGGCAGUGAUGGACCGCGGCAUGGUAAAGGGCGAGACGAUGAGUCAGCAAGACUCGCGAGGCUAGAGGAUCUGUUGGAGCAGCCACACGGUGCUGACAUCUCUGGGGCGUUCUUGGCGCAAGCCGCAGCAGAGCUGGAGGCGCUCUGCGUAGACUCCCUGGACAACGCCCCUGGAGACCUGCCACCCAGCAAACCGCCCAUGCGCAUGCACCCCCCGCACAAUCAUGCAGCGAGGACCGCAGCACCGAAGGUAUCCAGAAUGUUCCAGCCACCGGGCAGGCCUGCCAAGACAGCCCUGCAGAGGGCUGAGGAGCUGCUGGCCCGGCUGACACAGGACGCUGGCCUGUGGGAAACACCAGCAUGCUCCACUCAGCCACAGAAACCCAGCUCUAAUGAGACAGCCCCUGGUCAUGCGGAGGGAAGCAUGCACUUUGAGAAGGAUGAUGAGCAGAGGCUGAUGCUGGAGUUGGAGGCCAUCUCGAGGCAGUCCGGCUACAUUCUGCCCUGCUGUGACAAAGCGCCAUCCCCGGUGAGCAAGAAGGGAGGAGCCACCAACAGCCUGGAGUUGCUGGCUGAGAGGCUGCAGGACGCCAUCAGCGACACAGUAUCGAUGACAGAGGGGAUGCUAGGCCACCCAAACACCUAUCCCAAUGCCUCUGUCUGCGCGCCUACAAUCAGCACUGCUACCACCCUUCUGGCCACAGACAACGCCUCAGGAUGUGCGCCAGACAAUGUACAGGUCAGCAAAGGCGGUGAUUGGGACCUGCCGGCACCCAGCAGUCUUGCAGGGGCCAGUGGUGUGCCCAAGAAGGGGCACCUGGGCAGCAGAGGCUCUGUGGCAUCCUCCUCUUGCAGCUCGCUGCUGGGUGCAUUGCGCCUGGCAUCCAUCGCUGAAGAGAGGCUGCCCAACAAGAAUCCAGCCUUGGAUGCUGAUGGGGGAGACAUUUUCAGCUGCUCGGAUGAUGACGUGGCAUCGGAUGCAUCGGGCUUGCCGUUUGAUGUACUGUCACUGGUAACAACCGAGCCUGGCAGUCCUUCAGCAGGUGGCAAGGAUAAUGGGUGGCUGUCAGAUAUCGAAUCGUUGGACCCAGAUAAUGAUCAGGAUGAUAUAAAUGCAUGA